Messenger RNA from Carya illinoinensis, 2643 nucleotides. RefSeq names its product probable acyl-activating enzyme 16, chloroplastic. NCBI's taxonomy places the organism in Eukaryota, Viridiplantae, Streptophyta, Magnoliopsida, Fagales, Juglandaceae. Gene Ontology annotation, cellular component: chloroplast. Gene Ontology annotation, molecular function: long-chain fatty acid [acyl-carrier-protein] ligase activity. The record is from RefSeq and is a predicted model, not a curated record. The transcript is spliced from 18 exons. Bases 268 to 2496 code for a protein of 742 amino acids. Gene Ontology annotation, biological process: fatty acid elongation.
AAUUAACGGGUUUAGCCGAUCAACAGUAAGAACAAAAUUUUCAUAUUCAGAUGGAAAAAUCAUUGAGCUUAUCGCUUUACAGCUUCCACGCACGUACGACAGUUUGAUUGUAAUUUUGUCCGGUUUCAAUUUCUGUACUGUUUUCACUUCCCGUACUCUUUCGUUUCGGAUCGGACGGGACUCUGCGUAUGCUCCUACGACAUCCCGUUACAUUUCUUCACACUCUCCAAGCUAUUUCACCUCCUCGCUUAUCUCGCAACUCUUCCUAUGACAACGACAACUUUUGUUUACUCCGUUUCCUCUACAACUUUUGUUUCUUCUACUGCGAACCCAAUGACAACGAUUCCUUUAACCUCAAAGCUCUUCUCCUACAAACACACCAGAACCAAAAUCGUACAGAGGACAUGCGGGAAAUGGGGUGGAGGGCAAGUCCGAUUCUCUGUCAAUCGUCACGUGCGGAUUUUUUGCCAAUCCAAGACGGGGAAAAUGCAGAUAAGAAGGUACUGUCCUUUCCUGGAAAGAUCACUAAUGUCCGGCAAUGGUGCCUUGGCUUGUGAUGAGUGGGAAGCUGUUCCUGACAUCUGGAGGUCUUCAGCAGAUAAAUAUGGUGAUCGUGUAGCAGUGGUGGAUCCAUACCACUCUCCACCUUCACAAAUGACAUAUAAACAGCUGGAGCAUGAGAUUUUGAACUUCUCUGAAGGCCUUAGAGUUAUUGGACUAAACCCUGAUGAAAAGCUAGCACUUUUUGCUGAUAAUUCAUGCCGGUGGCUUGUUGCAGAUCAGGGUAUAAUGGCCACUGGGGCAAUCAAUGUGGUAAGGGGUUCAAGGUCAUCAGUCGAAGAGCUAUUGCAUAUAUACAAUCACUCUGAAAGUGUUGCACUUGUUGUGGAUGGUCCUGAAAUGUUCAAUCGAAUUGCUGAAACAUUCUGUUCCAAGGCUGCUAUGAGAUUCGUCAUUCUGCUUUGGGGAGAGAAGUCAUCCAUGGCUUGUAAAGGAGUAGAGGGGUUGCCUUUUUUUACUUACAAGGAAAUUAUAGAUUUGGGACGGGAAAACCGCAGGUCUUUGUUUGAUUCUCAUGCUGCUAGACAGGACUUUGUAUAUGAAGCCAUAAACUCUGAUGAUAUUGCUACACUUGUAUACACAAGUGGAACCACCGGCAAUCCAAAAGGUGUUAUGCUCACUCAUCGGAAUCUGCUGCACCAGAUAAAAAAUUUGUGGGAUGUUGUACCUGCUGAAGUCGGUGAUCGAUUUCUAAGCAUGCUUCCACCUUGGCAUGCAUAUGAACGAUCUUGUGAGUAUUUUAUCUUCACAUGUGGAAUCGAACAAGUAUACACGACUGUAAGAAACUUGAAGGAUGAUUUGCGGCAUUAUCAACCAAAUUAUGUGAUUUCUGUUCCAUUAGUAUAUGAGACACUCUACAGUGGGAUCCAAAAGCAAAUUUCUAGUAGCUCCCCUGUACGUAAGCUUAUUGCUCUUGCAUUUAUAAGAGUCAGCUUGACAUACAUGGAAUUGAAGAGAAUUUAUGAGGGAAAAUGUCUAAUGAGGAAUCAAGCGCAACCAUCGUAUCUUGUUUCAAUGUUGGAAUGGGUAUGGGCAAGAUUUAUCGCAACAAUAUUAUGGCCGGUGCAUCUGUUGGCAAAGAAAAUUGUUUAUGGUAAAAUACACUCUGCUAUCGGAAUAUCAAAGGCUGGCGUAAGUGGAGGAGGUAGUUUUCCUUUGCAUGUCGAUAAGUUUUUCGAGGCAAUUGGCGUGAAAGUGCAAAAUGGGUAUGGUUUAACAGAGUCUUCUCCUGUUGUUGCUGCACGACGACCUACCUGCAAUGUUCUUGGUUCCGUUGGGCAUCCAAUUCGACAUACAGAGUUCAAAAUUGUAGAUUCUGAAACCAAUGAAGCUCUCCCACCUGGUUCAAAGGGAAUUGUUAAAGUUAGGGGGCCACCAGUGAUGAAAGGUUACUACAAGAAUCCAUCAGCUACAAAGCAAGCGUUAGAUGAGGACGGUUGGCUAAGCACUGGUGAUAUAGGUUGGAUUGCUCCUCACCAUUCCACUGGGCGUAGUCGUCACUGUGGAGGUGUGGUUGUUCUUGAAGGGCGUGCCAAGGAUACCAUAGUUCUCUCUACUGGUGAAAACAUUGAACCGGGGGAGCUUGAAGAAGCUGCUCUCAGAAGUAGUCUAAUUCAACAAAUAGUUGUUAUCGGCCAGGAUCAACGACGUCUUGGAGCUAUAAUUGUUCCAAACAGAGAAGAGGUUCUAUUGGCAGCAAAAGAACUGUCUAUUGUCGAGGGAAAUGCCUCGGACCUUAAUAAGGAAAAAAUGACCAGCCUUUUAUAUAAAGAAUUGAGAACAUGGACUUCGGAGUGUUCAUUUCAAAUAGGACCAAUCCUUGUUGUGGAUGAGCCCUUUACUAUUGAUAGCGGAUUAAUGACUCCGACCAUGAAAAUUCGAAGGGACAAAGUCGUGGCUCAGUUUAGGGAGCAAAUUGACAUUCUCUACAAGUAAAUUUCCCUCUGGAUUUAUGUACCUAAACGUGAUGAACUGUAUAAACCGUAUAUAAAGCUCUUGAGACAGAGCCAUCUCAAAACAACCUGCUGGCUGUUUCGUAAGGUUUCCUGCCAUGAUUUCUAUCUUUUAGCACAAUUAACUAAA